GAGCAUUUGUCAUUUCUCCCCCCCGUUCGGCACGGCAAGCAGGCAAAGUAUAUGCGCGCAAAAAAAAAUAUAAACGUGCGAGUGUAUGUAAAAUUAUUUGUAUAUUCACCUUUGCGUGCAUGUAAGCGUAUUGUCGCGCGGGCCUCUCUUCCCCUUUUUUUUUUUCCGAGUGCGACACGAACGCGUAGCAGAGGAUUUUGGCAGCUCACUCCUGCAGGGGUUAGCUAGCAGCGCGUUGUGAAUUGGCCCCCUGCGCGUGUAAAGGAAUACCACCCCGCUGUGUAGCAGCGUUAUAUGCAUGGCAUCUUCCCACCAUAGGGUGUGAGGUGGCCUCAUUCUAUCGCAGCGUAUGUUCGCACGAGUUGUUCCUUUCCUGACGAGCAGCCUCUGAGCGAGGCAAAUGUUGUGCAAAAUUUUACAGCCGAGUAAAAAAUUUCAUUUGGGGAGUUCCUCUAAUUUGUGGGCGAGCGUCAACUCUGCGGGGUUUCUUCGACCCAUCAUCGUUCGGGAGUAACAAACUUGGGGGUUAUUUUAUUUGUCGCUGUUCAGCUUUAUUUUUACCAGCGGUACAGUUUGUCGGGCGUACUUCCCCCACCUGGGUACACCGCGACACAGCUUGUCCGGCGCACUUCUCCCACCCUAGCGGAAGCUGCCUCGGCGCAACGCGGGAGCUUUUCCCCCUGUCUGAGUUGACGCGCGCUACCCCCACCCCGCCAAGAAUGCACACGGACGAGCGAAGCUCGCACGGAGUCAUCACCCACAUUUAGAGAAACGAAAAUAAGAUGCGUACUUCCCCCCCCCUGGCGUUGCUUCUGCUGGUGGUGGUACUUGUGCUCGUGGGCAUAGAUGAGGUGGCGUCAAAUAGCAAAACGGGAAAUAAUAACAGGAAUGCGAAGAACGCCAAAGGGGGAGGAGGAGGAGGGAAGCGAGGCAAUAAUGAAGCGAACAAAAAUGAUGGUAUGAGUGGAAAGGGCAGUCAGAAAGGGAAGAAGAAAGACCCUGGGGGAGGUGGCACUCCCAAGGGACAAGGCAAAGGACCGGAACAAGGAAAACAAAAAAACAAAAAAGGAGAAGAUAGCCAUUUUGAUGAAUAUAUAAAGGACAUGAAAAACAGCCAAGACGAAGACAAUUUUAUGGAUGAACUGAACAGAUUUGAAAAGAAUUUUCACGACGAGGAUUUUGAAAGUGAUGAAAAUCUGUUUAACUAUGGCAAGGGAGGAACACACAGUGGAGAGUUUAACAAAAUUGGCGAGUUGAACAGUGGAAAUUACAACGAAAUGAAACCUGAUGCGAAUGAUUACCAAUAUUUUGAUAACGAAGAUAUUCUGGAGGGGGAUGAGGACUUGACAAAUAUAUGGAAUAAAAAUAUGCAAAAUUUUGAGCCAUCUACAUUGUUAACAUUUGAAAUACAAGGAAAUUCGGAGGAAUAUCUUUUUGAAGAAGUCACCAGUUUGAACACUUAUUUUCGAGGAGUAUUUUACUCCAAUAACGAAUCAGAUGAUAAUAAAAUUUUGUUCUUUAUCACCGAUCCGGAUGGAGAGGUAAUUUACAAGAAGGAGGCAAGCGAAGGAAUUUUUUACUUUUACACACAAAAAAUUGGGGUCUAUACAAUCACUUUGAAAAAUAGCAAAUGGAUGGGAAAGAAACUCACAACGGUUGCCCUUGGGCUCGGAGAAAGCCCCUCGUUAAAAUCGGAACACAUAAAAGACUUCACCAAUUAUAUUGACAAAAUUGUUGCCGAAACGAAGAGGUUAAAGAAUGAGUUGAAGUAUUUGUCCUCCAAACAUAUGACGCAUAUUGAGAAAAUGAAAAAAAUCACCAACAAGGCUUUUCUCUACUGCUUCAUUAAACUGUUUGUGCUCGUCUUUUUAUCCCUCUUCACCAUUUACUACAUCAAGAAUUUGGUCUCCAACAAGCGCGUCCUCUGA
Messenger RNA from Plasmodium vivax (malaria parasite P. vivax), 1928 nucleotides. RefSeq lists its product as hypothetical. The coding region runs from base 783 to 1928 and encodes 381 amino acids. Gene Ontology annotation, biological process: endoplasmic reticulum to Golgi vesicle-mediated transport; intracellular protein transport; Golgi organization. NCBI's taxonomy places the organism in Eukaryota, Apicomplexa, Aconoidasida, Haemosporida, Plasmodiidae. The record is from RefSeq and is a predicted model, not a curated record. Gene Ontology annotation, cellular component: endoplasmic reticulum; COPII-coated ER to Golgi transport vesicle; Golgi apparatus. The transcript has a single exon.